Molecule: messenger RNA, 5169 nt
Organism: Enterobius vermicularis (human pinworm)
Lineage: Eukaryota; Metazoa; Nematoda; Chromadorea; Rhabditida; Oxyuridae
Source: the annotation of a GenBank genome assembly
AUGACAAGAAACUUGGAGGAUUUAAUAACGGGUGUUUUUGAAUGCGCAGUUUACCUGCCAAACAAAGAGGAGCUUCGCGAGGACGUAGCAAGCUCUUUGGUUGCAAUUGGCAUCGUGCAACCAACUGUCUUCCUUUCAGCUCUGCAUGGUUUCUUUGUACACCAUACAAAAUUAAACGAACAAAGUAGAGUACUUAUUUUGAAUUGCCUCAACCGAGUGCUAGAGCACAGUACAGUUUUGGAAAAAAUUGAUGAACAACAGCUACUGUUGGUUAUAAACCUAGUAACGCAGGAAAUGACCUUAGCAAAGGAGAAUGAAGAAGAUUGCUCGUUGGCCGCUUCAGGCGUUCUAGUGACUAUAGCUAAGAAAGAAAAGUUGGUGCAGCAUGUAAUGGAUGCACUGUUGCAGAAAUUUCCUCCUGGUUUAUCCACACUACCUCAUCGCUAUAUUUUUGUGACAUUGGCUAUGAUAUCAGAACACAACUGUUAUGGUUUUGUCCCUUAUCUGAUCGACAUAUUGUCUCGGGCAAUCCCUCUUCUUCCCUACGUAAAAAACGACGGCCAUCGUCUAGUUUGGGCUCGUGCUUUUUACGCAUUCUGCGAAACAUUGAGGGAAUAUGCUACUUCUUACCCUCUGUCUAAGUCAAAAUCGACACUUGAUGACACAGCGGAAGAACCAAACACUGAGGGUCCCGUUGCCGAGUUUGAAUACGAGAUUGUUACAGUCGAUGAUGAGCUUAUAAAGACUUAUGCUGAUCAGCUAGAAACGGCGUAUGAAGCAAUUUGUAGUUGGCCAAGUUCUAGGGAGCAAAAGGUAAGGUCUGAAGCAGCGAAUUGUAUUGGCGAAUUAUGCUUAAUGAUUCCAAAGAAACGAGUCAACGAUGAUUUGCGUAAAUUGGUUCCUCUUUUACUAGGAGUUCAUCGGAAAUGUACUUCAGACCAACACCUAGUUACUCAGGGAAUUUGCCACUUUUUGGAAGCAACUUGUAGGGAUGAAUCUUGUGCUUUGGACUCUUAUUUGGAGGAGAUUUUAAAUACGUUGUUUCCAUUCGUCUGUGUUAUAAGUGAACAAAACGUAGUUUCUAGCAGUUCGAUACGAAAUCAAAACGAAGCUCUGCGGUGUUUCCACGUAGCUGCUGCAAGAUUUGCCGACAAAAUCGUAUAUUACCUGCUCCACAAAAUGCAAAACGUGCAAGACUCUUGCAAACUUGGAGCAAUUAACGUUUUAAGACAUCUGAUCAAUUCAUCUGGGUCCUAUAUGGAAGAUAAGUACUCCCUCGUUAUUUUGGGUCUAAAGCCAAUCUUACAAGCUGGUAGUGAUAACAACUUGAACAUUCGAGUCCGCAAAUCUAUUUGUCAGUUGUGUGUAGCUCUUGCUGACCAUGGUUACGUUAGGAUUGAAGGGAGCGAACAAGUCAUUCUUUUCCUAAUUAACAACCUUAUCGCUCAGGAAGAUUCGGGUAAAAAGUCGCCAUCAAGUAGUCCUGAUAGAGACAAUGAGUCACCGAAGCAAUUGAGACUGCAGUGCGGACAAGCGCUCCAGACUAUAGCUAAAACGUGUGGUGCAGCGCAUAAACUUUUAUGGCCUUUAUUGUUUGAAUAUAUAUGUUCCGAAGCUCAUACUCCUGCCUUGGUUGAUAUUUUCAAGUGUUUGAGAAUUUUGGUUGAGCGAAGAAAAUUGGAAAAUAAGCCGGUGGAUUACGAAACAGGUUUUGAUCAUCCGAACGUAGCAGGCCCAAAACAAGUAUUUGCUCGCCUUUUGACUUGCCUGGGAGGAGCUCCUGUAAAUGGUGAAUUAUUUGUAAAAGCUUAUGAAGCUUUGCGACUUAUUCGUGCCAUUGCAAUAUGGUUUCAUAAAUCUAUAGAGACAACUGUUCAUGAACGAUUCGAACAAUUAGAAAUGUCCAUAAAUGAACUUUCACCUCUUCAUUCUCCCGGAAGUUCGAAAAGACGUGAUCAUGGGACGAUAGAGUUGAGAUCAACAAGGGUAGCUCAAUGGCAUGAACGUGUAUAUAACUUCAUUUCGGCUUGUGUCACUUCGGUUGACGACGAGGAGUGGCGAUGUGCUUUGGCGGCUGCUAUGGGAAAACAGUUAUCACUUUACGUUGGAAGGGCGAGUGAAAAAGCUUUUUUAAUGCAAUGCCUUGGGUGUGUUCUUGCUCGUAUCAGCAAUAGGAGCUUCGUUGUUGACCACAUUGUUCUGGUUUUUCGAUCUUCGGCACACUCGAUAUUAGCGGAACGAGUGGGUUGUGCUCAAAGCAUUGGGUUCUGUGCAACCACGCACACAGACGUUGUUUUGACUGAAUUAGAGAACAUCGCCAAGUGGGAGAAUAUGAAAAAGAGUAGCGGAUUUUUUGGAUUUAUAAAGGCUUGCUUUAAUAUUUUUUAUCAAACAGAUGCUAUGCCUUAUAAACACGAUACAAAUGGAGAAAUGGUCUUCUUGAGAGCGACAAUUAUGUUGAGUUGCGGGUACAUUCUAUUGAAUUGUCCUGUCGACCUUGUAACGCAGCGUUUAGAACAAACUGUCUUUGUAUUCCUGCGGAGUUAUCUUGAAAACCCCAAACAAGAAACUGUUGUUCGAGAGGCUUUAUUAGAAACGUUUUAUUUGAUUGGCGUUACCGUUCAUCCAUCGCAUUUAAAUGGGGAUUAUCGACUCAGUAUGCGAGAUGAGAUGCUUGGUUUUGUGAAGGAAUAUGUUCGAGUUGAACCGUCGGAUUUACUGUCAAACUCUAUUCGUGAGCUCGGUUGCAAAGCUGUUGCUGCUCUUGUAAAACUUGACCCACCAAUAAACGAGGCAGAAGUAUGGGAUGUCGGAAGCGUGUUAACGGCGUGCACAUUUCCACUAUGUCGAGAGCGCGGAGGGCUUAAAACGAUUGAUAACGAUGGCAGUUCUACGAUGAUAGAAGCCACACUUCGCCAGUAUUAUGAUGCUGUUGAACAGAUGGUAAAGAAAAAUGCGACCGUAAACAUUGUCACGCAGCUGCUGAAGCUGUUUCAACCGUAUUAUCCGUCACUGGCUGAUCAUGAACGUGCUCGUGCUGUCAAAGCUAGCAUUCUAGUUUUGAAAGCAUAUUUCGAUUAUGGCACUGACUUUGUUCUUGGGGUUGCUUGUGAUUUUGGACCAAUGUCAUCUUUGUUAGCUCGUCUUGUUCCGAGAAUCACUGAUACACUUUGCUCCAUUCGCUACUCAGCUUUACGCGUUGUUCACUGGACUUUUCGACUUGCAUUUAUAUAUAGAGGUUUUGCUCGAGAGACUAUUGAUACGAAUUUAUUUGACCCAGAUUUAUUCAUUCGAGAAUAUCUCGGGGAAGAAGGAAGACUGGACGGACAAGCAUCUAGAAAAGCCAUUCAAGCUAUGUCGGCUGUAAUUGAUGCCCGUCUACCCCAGUCGCAGAUGCAGACGUAUUUGUCAGGCUUGUUUGAUAUGUUGAGUGAUCGUCAAAGUCAAGUCAGUUCUGCUGCAGCUCAGUUGCUUACUUAUGCUCUCACGCAGAGAGGAGAAACUUUAAGUUGUGAGGCUGAAACUCUAGUGUUAACGAUACUGGCGAAACUUUCGGAGGUUCAUGCCUGCCUUCAGACAUACACUGAUCUUCUGGCUGCACUCAUUGCUUUUGCUUCCCGUCAACUUUAUAUAUGCAUUGAUGUUUUAUUGCUGCAAAUGCUUCCUUUUUCUGAGCAUGUGACAGAUGCCUGGCGAACUUUAGCAUGCGAACAUUCACUUUUCCCACAAGUGGCCGAUUAUUUGCUGGAAAUGAUGAUAACGAGUUGCGGCAUAGCAGGGGAUUUGCCAUUUGAACUGUUCGAUGCUGGUGGAGGCUCAUCUAUGAAAAUUGUGAAACCGCAUGCUGGCGAAACAGAGGCGGAGUUUACAAAACGGGUUCCUAAUUUACUGGCAACUCUUCUUGUUCUUUUGGCUGGUGUGGUUGACACACAGUAUCCUAUAAUGCAGAGGGAGGCAAAGGAUGGCAUAAAACCACCUUUGAUUAUCACGCCAGAACUUAAACGGCUUUCUACUUCUCCUGCGACUCUCGUAACAGAUGCACUUCGUGGUCUUUUGACGCGUACUCACGACGAAGUCGUCAUUGAGGAAAUGAAUUCACAGCGGGCGUGGACUGAUUGUUGCGAUCCAGUCCAUUUCACCACUGGGAUUGUGGUCCUAAUUCGUUCAAUAAGUCAACAUAGGUCGGAGUGGGUCGAUCCCUUACUUCUUCAAUUAGCCUCUCGAAAUUUUACCGCUAGUGACGCUUUCCGGGUUGCAUCAGCAGCUGUCUUCUCAUCUCUAGUUAAAAAAUACGCAGAAGAUAGUGUUUCUGAUGACUGUAGAACGCUUGAUUCAUUGGUCGACUUGCUGAUGAGAAGCCUUGAUGACAAGAAUUUGAGGAUUCGCAAAAUAGCAGUACGUGGGCUUGGGGAUCUUGCAGCGUGCUCUUCAGAGAACCUUAAAAAAUAUUCAGAGCGUGCAAUUCAGGCUUCAAUGCGAGGAUUAGAUGAUAGUGGAGACCGUAGAGAUGAGGCAGCAAUGGAAUCGCUGAAUGCCUUGAACAAGCUUGCCAGUCGUGUUGACGAUGAACAUUUAAAUUCUAUUUUGUCUAACGUUCUUUUGAAACUACGUCCUUGUUUUGAAAAAGAAAGUAGCGCGCUUCGUGCAGUAUCAUUUAGUUUAUUUGGCGAGCUUGGAAGUCGCGUUGGGAGCUGCGCAACUUUUAAGGAGCAGCUUGUUGCUAAUAUAGUGUCGAUUCUGCUUCAUUUGAACGACGAGGAGGACUAUGUUAAGCAAAUGUGUGCGCGAUGUUUAACUCAGGUUAUACCCUUCUUGGAUUCCGAUGCUCUUGAUACAUUAAUUGAUCAGAGCAUCGGAAAAACUGAGCAUUGUCAGGAUUACUUGAGCUUUCUUAAGGAAUUCUGUGUAAUUUUGGCCUUUUCUUUUUCUGACCGGAUCAAUUAUUUUGCGCUUAACUGCAAUAAUUAUUUUAAAAGCAGUUCAUCCUUUAUUCGUGCAAAUGCGGCGCAUAUGACAGGAUUCCUUCUCGGUGAAUUAACACCGCAGCUGAGAAGCACAAUAUCGAAAGAACUCAUUUUCUCCGGAUUACUAUUGCUGUUAAAAGAUCACGACCUUAACGUAAGGUUAGCGACGGCAAGAGCGAUUGCAAAUCUUCACGCAUUUUCUUGA